This is a messenger RNA of Lottia gigantea (owl limpet), 429 nucleotides long. RefSeq lists its product as hypothetical. Bases 1 to 429 code for a protein of 142 amino acids. NCBI's taxonomy places the organism in Eukaryota, Metazoa, Mollusca, Gastropoda, Lottiidae. The record is from RefSeq and is a predicted model, not a curated record. The transcript is spliced from 3 exons.
AUGGAUGCUGCAAGAAAUAUGGCGGGUCUUUCUUUAGAAAGAUUAAGAAAGUUAUCAUUAAGUUUACCGUCUAUGCCAAAGAAUAUUAAACUUUCCACAUUUCAAUUUUGGAGUAAUGAUGAUUGUGAUUUAGAUGGUCAAGAAGCUGCGGCUAUGAGUAGUAGUCGUGAUCUUCAAGACUUCCUGGUGGAGGCUCAGUUAGGACACUACUAUAAUGCAUUAAGAAAUGAGUUAAAGAUCACAUGUCUAGAUCAUUUGAAAUAUGUCAAAGAAGAAGACUUAGAAGCUGUAGGCAUGGCCAAACCAGAAAUGCGCAGACUAAAGAAAUUUUAUAAGAAAGAGUGUCCACAAGGAACUUUUGGAAAAUUACGGAAGAUUAUAUUGUUAUGUCAACUAAUGUCAGAAGUUGAAGGUCAGUUAUCACCAUAA